This is a messenger RNA of Serendipita indica DSM 11827, 1623 nucleotides long. The record is from the annotation of a GenBank genome assembly. NCBI's taxonomy places the organism in Eukaryota, Fungi, Basidiomycota, Agaricomycetes, Sebacinales, Serendipitaceae.
AUGAUACGCAAGCGGCUUGUCUUUACAGGCAUCUUACUCGCCAUUGCUAUCAUCUUCUUCAAGCCAACAAGAAACAGCCAGCCGGGAUAUUUAUCACCAUUUGGAAACUUAGACAGAACUAAACUCGACUUUUCAGCCGAUAUAGAUAAGCAAAGCGCCAUACGCGCCGCAUUCAAGCACGCCUGGGACGCAUACCGGCGUGACGCGUGGGGCUUUGACGACUAUCAUCCGCUCAAGCGCGGAGGGACCAAUCUCGUCUCUUCUGGGGGUAUCGGCUACACCAUUGUCGAUGCGCUCGACACGCUCCAUAUUAUGGGCCUCGACACUGAAUUUACCCAAGCUCGCGACUGGGUCGCAACCGAACUCACGUUUGACCGUGACGGCAAGUUCAACGCGUUUGAGGUGACCAUUCGUGUUCUCGGUGGUCUGCUUUCUGCCUAUCAUCUGUCCAAGGACGAGAUUUUCCUUCAAAAGGCUGUCGACUUGGCGGAGCGCCUCUUGCCGAUUUUCAGUACACAGUCCGGCAUUCCACUCUCCUUCAUCAAUCUCAAAGAGCGGCAGGCAUUGGCCGAUAGUGAUAACCAGGGUUUCAGCUCUACAGCAGAGGCCGCUACGCUUCAGCUCGAGUUUAAAUACUUGAGCUAUCUUACCGAAGACUAUGUUUACUGGAACGCGGCCGAAAAGGUCAUGGAUGUAAUUCGAAACGGCGCAUUAACCUCGGGACUUGUUCCCAUCUUCAUACGACCCUCUGACGGCCAAUUUAUCACUUCCGACAUUCGAUUUGGCUCUCGUGGCGAUUCAUACUAUGAAUAUCUAUUAAAGCAAUACCUUCAAACGAACCAGGCAGAACAACAAUAUCGAGAGAUGUACGACCACGCCAUGACAACCAUGCAUCAUGACCUUGUCAGGCGCACACCAAAGAGCAAUAUGCUCUUCAUCGCCGAGCUCAGUCCAAAGUUUAAGCGCGAGGAGCAGAAAUUCGACUGGAAACUGGUGCCGAAGCAGGAUCAUCUUGUUUGCUUCCUUGGCGGUUCGCUACUCCUCGGUGUCACUGAAGGGCAAGGACCCUUCCCACCUGAAUGGGACACGCUCAGUAAUACGGAAAAGCGCGACUGGAUUACCGGCGAGGAACUCAUCAAGACCUGUGUGGAGACGUAUAAUACCGCAACUGGUCUUGGUCCAGAGAUUGCGCACUUCAAGAUGCCUGGAGACCCAGAUGCGGACUCGGUAGAUUGGUAUAUCAAGGGUCUUGACCGGGAGAAUCCAAGCUUGACCAGCUUUGAUGCACGUUAUAUCUUGCGACCAGAGACAGUAGAAUCACUCUUCCUUGCAUGGAGAUUGACGGGUAAUCAAACCUACCGCGACCAAGGCUGGAAGAUCUUUCAAGCAAUCGAGAAAUACACAAAGGUGGAAGGAGGAGGCUACACCUCUAUCCUCAACGUCAACGAUACAAACACCCAAAGGGAGGACAAGAUGGAGACAUUCUUCUUGAGCGAGACGCUAAAAUAUCUCUACCUGCUCUUCUCUGACUCGGCGCUCCUUUCGCUCGACAAAUAUGUGUUCAAUACCGAGGCACAUCCUUUACCAAGGUUCGAUCCUCCGACCCGUAGGUUUAACCACUGA